AUGCUUCCCGAGUCGGUUUUGGUUUCACUGAGAAUUCCGACGCAUGAUUGCGAAAAGGAAUAUGAAGAGGUAAUAGCAGGAAAGGCACCUAUAGCGAUGGUGGUAGCGACCAUGGACAAGUGGAGCGACCUGGACUGGUCCAAGUGCAGCGAUUAUGGGGGUAGCAUUGUUUGUGCUGAAGGCGAUGGUGUCAACUGCCAUCACUUUGGCACUCCCUACAAGUUCGACUUCCCGACUGUCUGGCAGGGGGUAGUGCGCUAUUUGAAGCCUGCUCUGUGCUCUUUCCAGUGCAAUAAUGGCUUCGUUGAUAAUGGUCGAGGCUUUGAUGUCAACAACUCUCGUCUCGCAAAGGAGAUCGCGGUUCCAAUUCUCGAUUUGGACUUGGACCGGGCGACCGACGAGCAACUGGAUCAACUGGGUGUCGAAGUCGGCCAGUGGCUUAAGUUAAACAAUACCUGCAGCUAUAACCGUGAUUGCACUCCUGGUAACUGUCGGGCGCAAGUUGCACUACCUGGGUGCACCUGUGCCUGGACACUUUUUGAAUGCACCGUCAAGACUCCUGCAGGUAACGAUGUCAACUGGGGACGCACCUCAGACUUCAACUCAGCCGAAGAACGACUCGCCCCAUAUUACACGGCAUUCAAGAGACAUGAUUACGUCGUAAAGAAAUGCAGAUUUCAAUGCUUCCAACCAAGCAGCAACAUCAAAGAGAUCCUCUCGAACUUUUGGACCAACAGCACUGCACAAUAG
Molecule: messenger RNA, 750 nt
Organism: Gregarina niphandrodes
Lineage: Eukaryota; Apicomplexa; Conoidasida; Eugregarinorida; Gregarinidae
Exons: 1
Coding region: 1-750 (249 amino acids)
Source: RefSeq, a predicted model, not a curated record